GCAACAGAGGCUAUAUUCGGGGUGAUUAGGUUUAUUUAUAGAAAGUUAGACUAAACUGUAUAGGAAUAAUUCUGAACCUUGGUCAUCCCUUUUUGCAAUCAGUGCACGGGGCUGUACCUCAAAACUUUGGAAAUUACUUAGCUAAGUUAAAAUGACAACUUUCCUCUACUCUAAAUGAAGAUCUCGUUGUUAUGUAAACAACAAAUUCGGCUUGAUUCACAUCAAAUUUUGCUUGGCCGGUUUCCUUAGUUUUGUGGUACACACUACUUCUUUCUUCGAAUGCACGCGACAAGUUUAGGUGGGGAGAGUGUAGCAUUCAAGGUGUAGUACUAGCUUAAAGCUUCGUAUGUAUUAUGUCACACUAACGGAUGUGAUUUUUCUAUAAAAGGAGCUUGGAAGUUGGUCUUCUAAAUGACAUGAUUGGUUUGCUUGGUAAAAUGAAUUAAAUAAUGAAUGUCGUACAUUCUUAUGACCUAAUCAUCAAAUUUGUCCGUUUUGUUCAAGAUUAUUUGGCUCUAAUGGUUAUUCCUGAUAAAUUGCACACAUUUCUUCUGAUUUUCAUUCAGCUAUCUCAGAUUUGGAUAUAAAGCUUAAGUUUUUUGCUAACUCCGACGGUUAUUAGGAUAAAACACACGUUUCGGAAAUACGUCUCGCUUAUCUUUUCUUUGUUUCUUUUUUUCCGUUAGUGUGUUUAAAAUUAUCAGAUGUUGCCUCGGAUGGCGGAAGAAUUUUCUCAGUCCGUUCCGCAAUUUGCAGCCUUAUAAAAGCCUUCUAGGGAUCUAACUUUUCCAAUUACAACAUGAAUCCCAAUCAUACAACUAAAAAAGUUAAUCAUCAAACAAAAUGUCUGCUCCAGUAGUACCAGCAAGAACUUGUCAACAAUGGAAACAAUUAUUUCAUGGUUUUUUCCCAGGAAAGCCAACUUUUAAAGAAGAUCAAUACCCUAGCUUUGAAGGAAAAGUUGUUAUAGUUACGGGUGGGAAUACCGGUGUAGGUUAUGAAACUGUUAAAUCCUUGGCUGGUUCAACAAAGGCUAAAUUGUAUAUCUUUUCUAGAAGCGAAGAAAAAACCCUCGAGGCAAUCAAACAGAUUCAAUUGGAAGUCGCCAAAGAAUACAAUAUCCCCAACCGGGAAAUUCAUUUCAUCAAGGUUGACUUAAGUGAUUUAGAAACAAUCAAACCUGCUGUUCAAAAGUUUUUGUCUCAAGAAUCGAGAUUAGAUCUCAUCAUUCAUAAUGCUGGUGUGAUGACUCCACCUGUUGGUUCAAAAUCUAAGCAAGGUUAUGAGUUACAACUAGGCACAAAUACCAUUGGUCCACACUUACUCCAACGUCUCUUGGAUCCUAUCUUUAUUGAAACUUCCAAAAAGAAUGCUCCUGGUGUAUCUCGUAUUGUAUGGGUUGCUUCUUCUGCUCAUCAAUCAGCUCCAUUAGGAGGGUUCCAUUGGGACGAUCUCAAUUUUGAGAAAAUUAAAAUUUCUAAAACAGACGAGAUGAUGGUGUAUGGUCAAAGUAAGGCUGGUAAUAUUAUGCAAGCUAAAACAUGGACUCGUAAACAUAAUACUGGCUCUCAAAUAAUAAGUUCAUCUUUAUGUCCUGGUUAUUUGAAUACUGAUUUACAAAGACAUGUUUCCUCGUUUGAAAAGUUUCUUGCCAAUUGGUUAUUGCACCCAAGAAGAAUGGGUGCAUAUACUGAGUUGUUUGCUGCUUUUUCUCCAGAUGUCAAAGACGGUUCUUAUAGUAUUUCUUUUGGGAUCCCAAGUCAAGCAAGAGAUGAUCUUCUUCAAGAUGAUGCUUGUGAUAAAGUCUGGAAUUUCCUUGAUGAGGCUACUGAUCCUUAUAUGUAAGAUUUUAUAGAUAUUUAUGGUAAUCUUUUUUUUUAAUAAACAAUUUCUUAGUGU
This is a messenger RNA of Spathaspora passalidarum NRRL Y-27907, 1899 nucleotides long. RefSeq lists its product as uncharacterized. Lineage: Eukaryota; Fungi; Ascomycota; Pichiomycetes; Serinales; Debaryomycetaceae. The transcript has a single exon. The record is from RefSeq and is a predicted model, not a curated record. Bases 844 to 1845 code for a protein of 333 amino acids.